Talaromyces amestolkiae is the source of this 1398-nucleotide messenger RNA. RefSeq lists its product as uncharacterized. The transcript is spliced from 3 exons. The record is from RefSeq and is a predicted model, not a curated record. Gene Ontology annotation, molecular function: transmembrane transporter activity. Gene Ontology annotation, biological process: transmembrane transport. Lineage: Eukaryota; Fungi; Ascomycota; Eurotiomycetes; Eurotiales; Trichocomaceae. The coding region runs from base 1 to 1398 and encodes 465 amino acids.
AUGACAGCUCAAUCCGAUCUCGAAAAUACGGUGAAGUCCGAUCUGAUCCACGAUGACCUCCUCGUGCAGGAUAACGGUGAAAUAAGCUUGAUCCCUGUACCCGCGGCUGACCCAAGCGAUCCCCUGAAUUGGCCUCGAUGGAGACGCUGGUCAAUCCUGAUUCUCCUCUCACUGUGGUUCGCAGUCUGCCUACUCACACAAUCCUACUUAUCGAACAUCACACCCAGCCUGGCAGCCCAAUGGUCCCAUGAAUCUUCUAGCAAGGUAAACUUGUUAAUCACGAUCAUAACUCCCAUAUGUGCUCCGUCGAGUCUCCUUUUUGUGGCGCUUUUCAACAGUUUUGGUCGCCGCUUACCUUUGCUUCUGGCUAACCUGAUUCUCCUCACCUCGCUCAUUUGGGGAGCCUGCACUACUUCCUACAAGUCGUUCCUGGGCGCCCGGAUACUGCAAGCCAUCGGAACCUCUCCGUCGGAUGCAAUCAUUUAUAUGUUAAUACAGGAUAUAAGCUUUAUCCACGAACGUGGAGCCAUGAUGGGGGUGGUGUUGAACUGUGGCUACGCGCUGUUUUACAUUCUAUGUAUUAGCCUUCCCUACAUGACAACCACACCCGCCUACUUUGGGCCACAUUACGUCUUUAUUGGCAUUAUUUCCCUCUGCAUCCCAGGCUUCUUUUUUCUAAUGCCCGAAACCCGGUACGACCGCAUCGCCAACCCCCCGGCCGCCAUACACAUGACACGCGAGCAGCAUCGAGAACUUCAACAUGCGCUCAAGGCUAGUCCCUAUCCGCUCUCAGCCCAGCUACGUCUAGGAAUGGUUGCCUACAUCACUUACUUCGCCGAAAUCCUUGUCAGUCCACCUUGGAGCUGGCCUGCUUCCAGCAUCGGCCUCAUAAACCUUACUGGCAUAUUUCUCGCUGUUUGGAACUGGAUUUUCCUCGGCUAUGGCAGCGACAAGCUGCUUGUCUACAUGGCCAGACAUAAUGGCGGGRAGACUAAAGCGCAGCACCGACUCAUUAUGCUCGUCUUCCCAGUAUGCUUCGGCACAGCUGGUUUGAUCGGCUUUGGGGGCCUGACCGAGCGCUACUUCGAUCCCAACCAGCAUCAUCAACCUCAUUGGUUUUCCCUCGUGGUUAUCCACUGCCUGAUUCUUAUGGCCUACGCAGGCACCCUCGAGGUAACCUUCACGUACAUGAUUUCCCAAACCAGUACCGCGGAUGCGCUGGCGGCUAUGACACUAGUGGCAAUAAUCCGCGGUGAUGCGAGCUUUGGCAUGUCAUAUGGGGUGACUGGAUUCGUAGCACAAUGCGGAUAUUUGGUGUCCUUUGGUGUCUAUGGCGCGCUGGUGGGAGUAUUCGGCCUGAUGGGGGUGGGUGUGUAUUUUGCGAGGCCUAGAAAAUGA